Lactuca saligna is the source of this 1766-nucleotide messenger RNA. NCBI's taxonomy places the organism in Eukaryota, Viridiplantae, Streptophyta, Magnoliopsida, Asterales, Asteraceae. The record is from the annotation of a GenBank genome assembly.
GUUCGAUUCCCCGCACCUCCAUACAUUUUUGUGUACUAUGGACUUGCAUCGGAACACAGUCGAUUUUUACACUCUGCCUGCUCGUUUUUAAGACCUUCUUCACAUCUGUCGUUGUGUUUUUAUUCCGCCGUUAACUACUGUCGUUCAACCACAGCUCAGUCGUCGAACUCUCCGACACACUAUAACCGAUCAGCCGUAUAUCUGGCAUGUCGAUCCUAAUACCAUCACGUCAGUUAUUCAUCGAUGGCGAGUGGAGAGAACCUGUUAGGAAGAACCGCAUCCCCGUCAUCAAUCCGGCCACCGAGCAGAUCAUUGGGGAUAUUCCAGCUGCUACAGAAGAAGAUGUUAACAUUGCUGUGGAUGCUGCUCACGAAGCUCUUAAACGUAAUGGAGGGAAAGAGUGGGCAUCAGCAUCAGGAGCUCAUCGUGCCAAGUAUUUGCGUGCUAUUGCUUCAAAGAUAGUGGAGAAAAAAUCUGAAUUGGCAAAACUUGAAGCCAUCGAUUGUGGCAAACCACUUGAAGAAGCAGCUUGGGAUGUGGAUGAUGUUGCUGGAUGCUUUGAGUACAAUGCUGAUCUUGCUGAAGAGUUGGAUAGAAAUCAAAAUGCAUCUGUUGCUCUUCCAAUGGAUACAUUUAAGUGUCAUCUUAUCAGAGAACCUAUUGGUGUUGUUGGAUUGAUUACUCCAUGGAAUUACCCUUUGCUGAUGGCCACCUGGAAAGUUGCUCCUGCCAUGGCAGCUGGAUGUGCUGCCAUACUCAAACCAUCAGAAUUAGCAUCUCUUACUUGUCUGGAAUUAGGUGAAAUAUGCAGAGAGGUGGGACUCCCUCCUGGUAUUCUCAAUAUUCUGACUGGAUUAGGUCAAGAAGCAGGUGCUCCAUUAGCAGCUCACCCCAAUGUUGACAAGAUUGCAUUCACAGGAAGCAGUGCCACAGGAAGCAAGGUCAUGACUGCUGCUGCUCAAAAUGUUAAGCCUGUUACACUUGAACUAGGUGGGAAAAGUCCAAUAGUGGUGUUUGAUGAUGUGGACAUUGAUAAAGCUGUUGAGUGGACACUGUUUGGUUGCUUCUGGACAAAUGGUCAAAUAUGCAGUGCAACAUCUCGGCUUCUAAUACAUGAAAGUAUUAGUGAAGAGUUUUUAGAGAAGCUUGUUAAGUGGGCUAAAAACAUAAAGAUUUGUGACCCUUUGGAGGAAGGUUGUAGGCUUGGGCCUGUAGUUAGUUCUGGACAGUAUGAAAAGGUAUUGAAAUUUGUAUCAACAGCCAAAAGUGAAGGUGCAACCAUUUUAUGUGGAGGAGAACGUCCUCAGAAUUUAAAAAAAGGAUUCUAUAUGGAGCCAGCUAUCAUUACUAAUGUUACUAGAUCCAUGGAGAUAUGGAAAGAGGAAGUUUUUGGACCUGUUCUUUGUGUAAAAACAUUCACCACAGAAGAAGAAGCCAUUGAGUUAGCAAACGAUACUCAUUAUGGAUUGGGUGCUGCUGUAAUAUCCAAAGAUUUGGAAAGAUGUGAGCGUGUAUCAAAGGGUUUAGAGGCAGGUAUUGUAUGGAUCAACUGCUCGCAACCAUGCUUUUCUCAAGCUCCAUGGGGUGGGAAAAAGCGGAGUGGGUUUGGUCGUGAGCUAGGAGAACGGGGUCUUGAGAACUACCAGAAUGUGAAGCAGUUUUGUAACCUUACUAUAUUUGCAUCAUUGCAUGUGAUUAUGCUUCGUGUUGCCAAAUUGGUGUCAUCUUACAUUACACAUCAGCAAUGGUGUUAUGAUAUCAAGUGA